Seminavis robusta is the source of this 1478-nucleotide messenger RNA. Lineage: Eukaryota; Bacillariophyta; Bacillariophyceae; Naviculales; Naviculaceae. The record is from the annotation of a GenBank genome assembly.
CGCGCUCACCAUUCUCCUCCAAAGCUGCUUGCUAGCUUGGUGCAAAUCGAUUCUUGGUGGUGCCUUUAUUAUUUGAAAGAAGAGGACAAGUAAUAAGACAACCAUGGCAGGCGACGAAGACACUAGUAAUAGCAAAAAGCGCAGCCGCGAGAGCGACGAUGAGCAAGAAAUCGACGAAGCCUUCUUCAAGAGCAUCGGGAUGCAGUCGAAGAACCAAAUUGAGGCGGCGAUUCGCGGUUGCCACGACCAAUUCGUUUGUAGCGUGGGGGAUCUCCGUCUCGUUGGAGAGAUUGAUGGUGGUAUCAAGGAUUUGUUUCCACAGCUGGGAUUGAGAGCAAGAGUCCAAAGUUGGUAUGACGAGGGAAAGAAAAAGGAGCAAAAAGAAGACGAUCGGCAAAACACACCAGCCACGACAACAACUGGUGCACCGGCACCUGGUGGAGCUCCUGCUGGAGCAAUUACAAACAUGGUCAAUCCUGGUGCACAAAUUCCCCCGUAUUCUGCCAUGAUGAUGGGAUUAAUGCAACAACCCCAAUUCAUGAACAACACCAACCCUGUCAUUCCGAAAACCAGAGAAUGUCGCAAGGUCAAGUAUGUGUUGAUGGAUCUCUAUCUGAAUUCAUUGUUUCUGCCGCUUCGUAUUGGACACGCGUCAGAACUCCGAUAUCUCGCCAAGACGGUCAAUGAUCGACAAUUCCGCGGAAACAAAAACUUUCUCUCCAAAGUGCGCCAAGCUUUGGACUUGGUCGAUUGUUUCUGGACGGUGCAUGUUCGACAAAGGGCCAUCUUUGGAGGUUUCGCCAGCAGCGCCCAGGCUCUGGAAGCAUUCUCUCUCAUUGAUACCUUGGUGGUCAAAUUUCUACAUUACAAGAGCGAUCCUUACGAGCUUGCCCCUACUGCACAACGAUCGAGCGCCCUGAUUGGAGUGGCAGAGGAACUUCAACGCAAACAAUUGCACGGGGUGGUACGAGAAAACAGACCGGAUUGGACGUCGCCUGCCACGGGUGGGGCCACUCUGGUUCGAUGGAUACAGGAUUUUGAAAAGCAAUUCAAACCUAGACCCAAAGAAGCGAGAAAGCCCCGAAGUAGAAGGGUCAAGUUGUUAUCCAAACAGCAACACGAAACCUCCACCAAAGAGAAAGAUGAUGAUGACACGACAAACAAAGAGAAGGAGGCAGACUCCAGCUCCAAAGGCAAGGACGCUCCGGAUGCCACAUCCACAACCAUUUAAUUGAUUUUGUGCAGAGACAACAUCUGAAUGCCAGAGGAAGGAAUAAGAGUCUUCAGGAACUUGGGGACAAUCAAACCAGAACAACAAUUAUUAGGACAAGACGGAAAUUGAGAACAAACUUUCUCAACAAAGGAUCAAAUGUUGUUCCUGGACAAACGUAGUAUUCGUAGUAGCAGGAAAAAUUUGAAAAUGCAUUCCAUGAUUUCUGAGUGGGCGAUGCGAUCAAGCUGUGCGCUGUAGUCGGCGU